This is a messenger RNA of Drosophila melanogaster (fruit fly), 506 nucleotides long. RefSeq names its product regulator of cullins 1b (gene Roc1b). NCBI's taxonomy places the organism in Eukaryota, Metazoa, Arthropoda, Insecta, Diptera, Drosophilidae. The transcript has a single exon. Gene Ontology annotation, cellular component: cytoplasm; nucleus; Cul3-RING ubiquitin ligase complex. Gene Ontology annotation, biological process: protein ubiquitination. Gene Ontology annotation, molecular function: zinc ion binding. The coding region runs from base 51 to 419 and encodes 122 amino acids. The record is from RefSeq and is marked reviewed.
AAAAUAAGUGUUGUAUUUUGAAAAAGAAAAAAAAUUCGUAAUUUCACACCAUGGCCGAGGAGAUAGAGGUUGAGGAGACGGAGGACUUCCACGACAUGGACUUCAAUGACGAAGAGCCAUCCUGUAGUGGAGGAGCUGUCCAGGCCAGGACGGAGCGCUUUGUGGUGAAGAAAUGGGUUGCGCACGCCAUGUGGGGAUGGGACGUAGCAGUGGACAACUGUGCCAUCUGCCGUAACCACAUCAUGAACCUGUGCAUCGAGUGCCAGGCGGACCCGAAUGCAAACCAAGACGAGUGCACUGUGGCUUGGGGCGAGUGCAACCACGCAUUCCAUUACCACUGCAUCGCGCGCUGGUUGAAAACGCGCCUGGUCUGUCCGCUGGACAACAAGGAGUGGGUCUACCAGAAGUACGGCCGCUAGCGAGGAAUAUGGAUCGGGAUAUUAGGUGGUGAUAGCUGUUUGCUGGCAUGUAAUUACUGUAAUUAAAUAAGAACGGACUUGGGUUCC